GGGUCCACUGAGAACAGCAUUUUCAAGAGCGCAGACAUUCAAGCAAAUGUUCAAGUACAUAGAGCCUAAAAAGCGUACCCCUGACAGUUACGAUUCUGCUGUUUGUGAUCUACAAACUGAAGACAUUCAGGACUAUAAAGGCAUAAAGAAAUGACUGACUCAGAAAGGACAUUUCUACACACCACCAUCACUGACAUCUUGCCUGACCUUCCAGAGGUGACCAAACAUAUUUUAGAAGAGACCUUGCAGUCUCUUGGUGUGGAGACAAGGGAUGACUUUAGGUUUAUUGAAGAAGCUGAUUUGCUGUCAGCAUUGAGGCCAGUUCAAGCCCGCAAAGUCCUUGCUGCUUUGAAACUGAGGUGUCAGACUCCUGAAAGCAGCAGCUCAUCUGGUGAUGCCUUGCCAGGACCUUCAACAAGUUUUUGUUCAUUUUCACCCCAAAGUUCACAAUCAACCUCUCCCAUCAGCUCCCAAAACCCUAAUAUAGACUGGAUGGACACCUUUCUGGUUCCAUGGGAUAAGUUACCAGAGGAACUGAUACAAAUAUUUGAAAGAGGAAACCGACCAAGUCCACGUAUGAGAAGAGAGAUGGUCCGGAUUGUGGUUCGGGAGAUGAUACAAAAAAAUCGUUGCCCAAGUACGAAGCUUUCUAAUGAAGUUGCCAAGAAGAUGGUAGCAAAAUAUCCUAAAUCUCUGCAAGACGUAAUUGAGGGAGAGGUGGUUGGGCUAGGGUACCACUCUUUGGCUAAGCAGUUGCAGUACAGGAUAGAAAAUGUAAAACGAUGUACAACCCCAAAAAUAAGGAAAAGAAAAUGUUGCUCUGAUGAGUGUGACACCGAUGAAAUCUCUCCAGAACAGAGGGCCGCAAUGCAAGAUACUUAUGGCUGCAUUAACUGGCAUUUAAAAUUCCUGCCCCUUGGAGAGACCGAAGAGAGCCAGCGAGAAAAGAAAGAACAACUGAAGAGGAUGUUUCUGCAAACUGAAACAAAUGCAGAGGAGGUCAAGCAUCUAAUGAAGUUGACUUUCUAUACACAGCGUAAACAAGUCAACCAAGGGGAAAAUAUGAAACAUCUCCUCAAAGAGUGGCCAUUUUGGUUCAGCGAGCUUGGCAUGACAGUCCACUUUAAGGAACUUACUGGAAUUGGGCUUAUAGAAACUUUCACACGGAAUGUGGUUCUGAAGGGGAAACGACUCUUGAACUACUUCAAUACUGUUGGUGUAAACAAGAACAAAAAGUUCCUACAGGCUGUAACGAACUUGAAAGUGAUCAGGGGAGAGCUGAGUGAUGGCUCUGAAGAUGUCAAAGAGAUGUUGCUGCUUUUGUUGUCUUACUUUAAUGAUAAGGAAGACACAAUGUUCUGUUAUGUGGAGGACACCUGCCUGCCAGAGGAAGUACCGAUGGGUCAAGUUCAUCUGACUCCCAGCCUUGUUGUAUGUGGUCGAUCGUGUUUUUCUGCGAAGCGGUUCAUGCUAUGUGUGGAUCAAAACAUUGUUCACAACAAUAUCCCCUCCUUCAUUUCCGCAGUGUGCUUGAUGUUUGGCAGCUAUUACUGCUUUAAUAUACACUACCCAUCACAGCUGGCAUCAACUCUUGAGUUUAUGCAGAGGUGUUUUUUAUCAAUCAACCCAGAGAAGGGCACUAAGGUGGAGAAGACAAACACAUCACGUCUCCAUGUAAACCCAAGAGUUCUGACCUUGAUUCAGGAACUUUCGGAUCAUGAGUGGCGUGAUGUCUAAAACUUUGAAUAUGGACUGAAGUCAAUAAGAUUUCUG
Carassius gibelio (silver crucian carp) is the source of this 1773-nucleotide messenger RNA. RefSeq lists its product as uncharacterized. Lineage: Eukaryota; Metazoa; Chordata; Actinopteri; Cypriniformes; Cyprinidae. The record is from RefSeq and is a predicted model, not a curated record. The transcript is spliced from 6 exons. Bases 151 to 1737 code for a protein of 528 amino acids.